This is a messenger RNA of Cephus cinctus (wheat stem sawfly), 1104 nucleotides long. RefSeq lists its product as uncharacterized. The record is from RefSeq and is a predicted model, not a curated record. The annotation marks the transcript as partial. The transcript has 2 exons. Lineage: Eukaryota; Metazoa; Arthropoda; Insecta; Hymenoptera; Cephidae.
CUAAAGGAUAGAAAUUUGAAGGUGAACGGCAUAUUGUCUUGUAAAUUCGAGACAAUGAAAGCUGGUUAGAUUGUCGAAGAACUAAAGUUCUUGAACACUAAGAACGAAGUUGUUCUACCGUCCACCGAUAUCAGCGACUGGUUCAACACAAAUGUGAAGGAAAAGUUACUAGCCAAGGUUGAAGACUUUCAAGAAAGGGAAUCUGGUUGGUCAUUGGUAGAAAUUAUAAACUUGGCGGUAAACAUCAACAGAUACAUUCCGAUACACGGUGGCCUAUCUACUUUCAUCGAAUUACCGAAGGAGGUGCAAAGUAAGAAAGCAGUCGUAAACAUUAGAAACAACGAUCCGUACUGUUUCCUCUGGUCCGUCACCGCAGCUCUUCAUCCAGUUAAAAAUAAUGUAAGCGUUAUCGGUUCGUACCCCCACUUCAGCUAAGUGCUAAGGUAUGAAGGUUUAAAUUUUCCGAUUGGCUUAAAGGACAUUUCGAAAUUCGAGAAGAUGAAUGAUUUGGUAAUUAACGUUUACGGUAUAGAGUAUGAUAGUGGUCAUGAGAUAGUACCAAUUUAUCUAAGUCAGCAAAAGUCAAACAAGGAAGCGAUUCAUUUACUCAUGUUAGAAACAAAAAUUUAUUCGAAUGGAGAUGACGUGGACAUGGAAGACGGUAGUGUUUAUCACUUUGCUUGGAUUCGAAAUCUAUCCCGUUUACUGAAAUCACAAAUUACAAAACGUAAAGGUUAUACUAAACUCUGUGAUCGAUGUCUAUGCCACUUUACAACAGUAAACUCUUUCGAAAAACAUAGACUCGAUUGUGCAAAUAUAAAUAAAUGCAGAGUCAUAUUACCGGAUGAAAAAGAUAAAAUUAUGAAAUUUAAAAAUUAUAAGUAUAAAGAACCUGUUCCGUUUGCCGUUUAUGCGGACAUCGAAUGUAUUUUAGAGCCAAUUGCGGAUAAGUCUAAUUCGUUAAACACAACUCUCUAUCAAAGACACGUUCCACACAGUAUAGCGUACUAUUUACAAUGUAACUUUGAUGACACUAUUUCUAAAUUUAGAGCUUAUCGUGGAAAAAAUUGCGUGGAAUGGUUUACGAAUCAAUUACAGGAAUUA